Molecule: messenger RNA, 2671 nt
Organism: Gymnodraco acuticeps
Lineage: Eukaryota; Metazoa; Chordata; Actinopteri; Perciformes; Bathydraconidae
Exons: 13
Coding region: 193-2280 (695 amino acids)
Molecular function (GO): ubiquitin-protein transferase activity
Source: RefSeq, a predicted model, not a curated record
UCAUUUAUUUCUACAUUUACGCGACAUACAUUUAUUUAUUUAUGUAUUUAUGUGUCCGUAUGCUAAUGAGGUGGGCGGUCCUAACCUCAGUCUGAAGCAGGAUUCGCCAAUUGUUGGAGCCAGGCAGAAGCAAUAGAUUCGUGGCAAGUCACAUCUGUACAUUCUGUGUACAUUGUCGGCAACUCGCUAAUAAUGGCUUCGGCUGGAAGGGCGCUGGCAGACCUUCUGCGGGAUGCGGCUAACCAGCUUGAAAACUUUUUGUACCCAAUGUGGCGCUAUGUUAUGUUUUGUGCAGCACCAAGGACCGCUAACGCGCCAGUUUCGUCUCCUCCUCCUCAUCCGUUACAUAACGGGACUCCCAGACACCCAGUGGACGCCGAAGUUUCAAGACUGUUUGGCCCCUACAUGGGAGGGAGGAGGACGGCAGGGCGGCAAACCCUUUCUGGUCCUGCACACCUGCAUUCUUAUACCCAUUUAUUCUGUUGCCUUGAGGACAAGAAUGCAGCCUUAGUCCCCAACCGAUACGCCAAAGAAAGACUCGCUGCUGCUGGCUUUGGUGAAAAACGGCUCACAUUUAAAGGCAGCCAUACAGAUUCAAAUGAAUUCCUCGAAUUCUUGAUGGAUGCCUAUCCAAAACUGCGGAACGGUGGCGGUUUCGAGUUGCUAAAAAUAUCUGGCACUACGAGAAGUCGCCACUUGAUUGUGAUCCCCUGUCCCAAUGAGGGUUACUAUGUCAGAUAUUUGAAGGACCCUCAGACCCAGAUUGGCCAUUCUACGGUUUUCAUUAGACCAAUGCAAAGAACCCUGAAUUUGGACCCUGCAUGUCGAUCAGAAGGCGACAACGUGUUAAUUGGACCAAAUCAGAAAUGUGUCAUCUGUGGAGAGGAGUUCCCCUUUUCCAGAAUCAAGGAUCACAGCAAUAACUGCACGAGACCAUCACAGAGCAGCGGUGAGGUACAGAUUGAGUUGACAACUGAAAGGGCCUCCGGAAGUCAAGUUAGAUUUGAAAGCACGUUCACAGGAGCACAGGGAAAUGAGACAACAAGGGCCAGGAACACAAGACACUCGGUGCCACCUCAGGAAAUGUUGCCUUCUCCUGAGGUAGUUGACAUCGAUCCCACUGAGGAAAGUGGCUUCUCUGAUUGGAGAAUAGCGCCAGAUCCCACAGAGGCAGCAAAGAUGUUUAAAGAAGACAUUUUAAGCCAGCAUGCAACUGGAAAAUCCUUGUGUCUUACUAUGGAUCUUGGAGACAGUGCAGCGGAAAGGGAAAGAGCAGUCCUUACUUUUUAUAAGAAGGCAAAUGUUGAGUGGGCUUGCCCCUUGACAUGCACACUUAAGGGAGAUCCAGCCAUUGGUGAUGGUGUGACUCGGCAUUUCUUUGCAACCAUCAUGUCAAAACUUCAGGCUGGUUUUGAGAUGAAGUUUGUGCCUGGAGGAACUCUUCUUUUUGAAGGAGAACAAGAUCAUCUGAUUCCCUCCACUUCUCAUCUCCUUUUGGAGAGUGACUUCUUUGUUGUUGCUGGCCGAAUGAUUGGACAUUCAUUCCUCCAUGAUGGGCCAUGCCUAGGUGGACUGAGCCCAGCUGUCCUGCAUGUGCUCUUUGGUGGAUCCCCGGAAGAAGCCACAAUAGAUAUUAGGGACUGUGUUGACCUUGAUAUCCGUGAGACAAUCAAGUUGCUGGAGGGAACAGCAGAGUUAUCAUCAGAAGAAAAAAAGCUCAUCAAUGAGUUGGCACUGUCCUGGGAUUUGCCUCUAGUCACAUGUGACAACAGGAGAUGGCUAUUUGAUAAACUGAUCCUCCAUGCUGUCCUUGGAAGAACCUCCAGACAAGUCAAGCAGUUACGAAGGGGUUUAAAAGAGACACUGAUCUGGCCUCUGCUGACGGAGAGGAAAGACACGAUUCCCCUUCUCUUUCCAAGAGCAUCUGAUUUGCAGUGCACACCACGGAUGGUGUUGGAGAAGAUAAACUGGCCCACACAGGAUGAGGAUGAAGACAGUGAAGUCUCUUUGGAGGAUUCCUGUAGGCUCACAGGAUUCCUGCGCACAUUUAUUGAGAUGGCAUCUCCCGUUAUCCUUGGGAAACUUGUGCAGUUCUGGAUAGGAUGGAAUGUGCUUCCUAGACAUGGCCUGGAUGUGACCGUGGUGGAGAGCAACUUCCCCAGCUCUUCCACAUGCUUUCACCAGCUGAAACUUCCAGGACAUUACAAAGAGUACUGUAUGUUUGAAAGGGACAUUCUUGCUGCUAUUUGGAGCACUGAAACUGGGUUCGGGAUGGUCUGAAGAGACGGACACACCUUAGUACUAGAUUUGUUGUCUUUUGUUUGGCCGGCCAAAAAUGUAUGUUUUCAGAGAGGAAAAAAAACUCAGUUAAUGCCUAUACUCCGGCCAGUUUGUGUAACACUGAAAAUAUAUAAAGAUAAACAUGCUUUCCUUGUUAUUGCACAUAACAAAGAAAGCAUGUUUAUCUUUAUAUAUUUUCAAAGUUUUAAAUUGAUAUUCGUUACAAAAUGUUCAUUAACUGUAACAAAUGUAUAUUUCUUGAUGCAUUACAGUAAGUGUUGAUUCACAACAAGCAUAUGUUCAGUGCAACACAUGUUUCAAAUGACUACUGAACGUAACUUCAUUACCAUCUAAUUUUUAUUGUAUUAAAAUCGAAAUAUACUGAAUCUUG